AUGAAAGAAAAACCAGAUAUUAUAGUUGUAGGUUUACAAGAAUAUACACCCAUGCCAUGUUCACUUAUUAAAGUUAAUAACAAGAGAUUAAAUUAUUAUUCAAAACUUAUUGAACGAGCGAUAUCACUUGGUACCAAUAAAGAAAAUUAUACACAAUUAAUGAAAGAUGAUUAUGUUGGAUUAGCAUUGUUUAUUUAUGUCAAAGAUCGUUUCACCGGAAUAAUUAAAAAUUAUGAAAUUUCCAAAGCAGGGGUGGGACCUUUUUGGAUUGGAAAUAAAGUAUUAUGUUUCGUAGUAACUCAUUUAACACCACAUAAUCAUAAUACGCAAAGACGUAAUCAAGAUUUUAAAAGUAUUUGUGAAAGAAACCUUGAUCAAUUAACUAGAGAAGUUAAAUCUGGUAAAGUUCUUCAUGGAUUUGAAGAAGGGGAAUUAAAUUUCUUACCAACUUAUAAAUAUCAAGUGGGAAGUAAAAAUGAAUUUGAUGUUAGUAGUAAGUUACCUGGAUGGUGUGAUCGAAUAUUUUAUUAUUGGCAUCAUGAUGGUAAAGAAGAAGAUAACGAAGGUUUCGAUGUUGAGGAGCAGAGUAAUAAUAAUAAUAAUAAUAAUCAAGAUUUAACAGGAGGAAAAGAACCACCAAUAAAAUUAAUUUCAUAUUUAUCACAUCCUUCAUAUACUCUAUCAGAUCAUAAACCUGUAUCCGCAUUCUUUAUAAUAUCAACUUUACCAUCAUCUCAUUCUUUUUCUUCCAUUACAACAUCUUUUUCACCAUUUAAAAUUGAUCCGAAUAGAAAAAGAAAGUUUUUGAUUGGAGAAAUUGUAUCUAAAAUAUUAGGAUUUGGAUGGUGGUUAUUUGGUACUUAUAAUGGAAUUAAAGUAUUUUUAUUGUUAGUUAUACUUGAAUAUUGGUUGUACUUGGUGUGGAUAAACAAAUUUUGA
Messenger RNA from Diversispora eburnea, 939 nucleotides. The record is from the annotation of a GenBank genome assembly. NCBI's taxonomy places the organism in Eukaryota, Fungi, Glomeromycota, Glomeromycetes, Diversisporales, Diversisporaceae.